AUGAGGAAUUCUUCUCGUGGAUGUGCAAUGAAGUUGUUAGAGAAGAUGAUGUCAAUUACAGAUCCAAUUACAGACUUGGUGCUCUUAAGUGUCAAGGCUUUGUUCCCGCCACCAUUCCGAGCUGUGUUGGGUUGUUUUUCGUUUUUCAAUAUGGGCCACAGAGGUACAGCUUCGUCUGGACCUCCCAUUGAUUCCGACCACAUCAAUAGCUAUAAAUAUGAUGUGUUUAUUAGUUUCAGUGGUGCUGACACCCGCAACACUUUUGUUGAUCAUCUUUAUGCUCAUUUAACUAGAAAGGGUAUUUUUGCCUUCAAGGAUGAUAUAAGGCUACAGAACGGAGAGUCCCUUUCGCCAUAA
This is a messenger RNA of Vicia faba (fava bean), 357 nucleotides long. The record is from the annotation of a GenBank genome assembly. Lineage: Eukaryota; Viridiplantae; Streptophyta; Magnoliopsida; Fabales; Fabaceae.